UCGUGCCUCUGAGUUGUUCUGCCUCUUGCGAGUAAGCGGACACUUGUGGUGGUGUGUUACAAGUUGCCAUUUUUUAAGUCAUCGUUCCUGACAACCACUUGAUUUUGUGUUGGCUGUGCCUCAUACGGUAGUUCGUCGCAACGUUCAGAAACUUACGGCAAGGCGUUUAACCAAAGGAGGAUGUGGCUGCGGGUAGCUUGGGUGGCAGUACUGUGUCUGGCCAGUUCUGCAGAUGCAAGUGUACCGGCAGGAAAAUGUGUCCCCAAGAAUGUGGUCACAUGUAGUGAUUGUCUCGCCAGUGGUGGAUAUUGUGCCUGGUGCAAGACACUGAAUUUUACUCGUGAUGGCGAGCUGGAUUCUGUGCGCUGUGCAACAGUGGAAGCUCUGAAGGCCCGGGGCUGUGAGGCGAAUGAUAUCACGAACCCCAAGGGAUCGUUUUCUGUACUACAAAAUGAACCUCUCACAAGCACUGGUAUGGAAUCCAAGACGGUGGUGCAGCUGUCCCCACAGAAGGUGCACAUAAAUCUGAGACCAGGCAUUCCUACGAAGUUUGAUAUUAAGUUCAAACGUGCAGAAGGAUAUCCCAUUGAUCUGUACUACCUCAUGGACCUGUCGUACUCCAUGAAUGACGAUCUCGAGAACGUGAAGAAGCUGGGAAGUCAACUGCUGCAGUCUUUGGGGAAAAUUACGAAAGGCGUCAAAAUAGGAUUUGGAGCAUUUGUGGAUAAGACGGUGUUGCCAUAUGUCAGCACCAGCCCUGAGCAUUUGGAGCACCCGUGUACGGAGAAGAAUGUACGCUGCAGUCGGCCAUUUGCCUACAAGCAUGUGCUGACUCUCACUGACAAAUCUGACAUUUUUGAAAAAAAGGUCGGAGACCAGAUCAUCUCUGGUAAUCUGGACACGCCAGAGGGAGGAUUUGAUGCAAUGCUGCAGGCAGCUGUGUGUGGGGACAAAAUCGGAUGGAGAAACAACACAAGACUGCUGGUGUUCACGUCGGAUGCUGGAUUCCACUUUGCUGGAGAUGGCAAACUGGCUGGGAUUGUCACUCCCAAUGAUGGCAAUUGCCAUCUGGAUCCCGAUGGAGAAUAUAAAGACAAUAUCCAUUACGAUUAUCCCUCCGUUGGGCAGCUGGCUCAGAAAUUAUCAGAGAAUAAUAUUCAGCCGAUAUUUGCCGUAACAAAAAGUGUGGUGAACAUCUAUCGGGAACUCAGCCAACUCAUUCCCAAGUCAGCUGUCGGGGAGCUCUCUGGAGAUUCAAGUAAUGUUAUACAGCUCAUCACUUCGGCUUACAACAACCUGUCCUCCAAGAUCAUCUUAGAGCCAUCCAGAGUGCCAGAAGGAGUGAGUGUGUCCUUUGUGUCGCACUGCAAUAACAAGGAAAAGGAAACACAGAAAGGAGAGUGUUCAGAAGUCAAGAUUGGAACAGAGAUCCUUUUCACCGUCGCUGUGGAAGCAAAAGAGUGUCCAAAGGAUACAGAGGUGGAGUUUGAGAUCCGCUCAUUGGGCUUUCAAGAGAAGCUGAGUGUGAAGCUGAGCUUUGAAUGCCAAUGUAACUGCAAUGAUUCGACCAAAAAUGCACCGUAUUGCUCCAAUGGCAACGGCAAUUUGGAGUGCGGUGUUUGCAGUUGCCAUCAGGACCGAAUUGGCCGUUUGUGUGAUUGCCGAGCGAAGGGCGGUGACACAAUAGCUCUGGAGGCUCAGUGCCGGCCUGACAACAGCUCGCAGUUGUGCAGUGGACAAGGAGACUGCGUCUGUGGCAAAUGUGUCUGCAACGUGCGUGAAGAUCCUCAGGAGAAGGUGGACGGAAAGUACUGCCACUGCAACAACUUCAACUGUGAGCGUUAUGACAAUAAGCUCUGUGGAGGAAACGGCGAAUGCGUCUGCGGAAAGUGCCAGUGCUUCCCGGGCUUUCAUGGCAAUCGAUGUGAAUGCCCUCUGGCCACUGACGGUUGCAUGUACAACAAUCGUACGUGCAAUGGCCAGGGAGUGUGCAAAUGCAACAAAUGCCAGUGCACGAAUUCGUCGUACAGCGGCUCAACGUGUGAAGUCUGCCUCACCUGCACUGAACAAUGCGAACAGCACAAGGAGUGCGCGCAGUGCUUGGGAUUCAAAGAUGGAAUGAAGAAAGAUUCGUGCGACAUCUUGUGCCCGCAUACCCAUACCAUGGUGCCGAACUUUGAGGUCCAUGACAAGCAGUGCGUGGUUAAAGUCAACGCUGAAUGUAAUAUGGUGUACCGCUACAGCGACGCCUCCCAGGGGAAAUUACAUUUCACCAUUAAAGAUAAACUCGAGUGCCGGGUACCUCCGAAUGUGGCUGCCAUUGUGGGGGGCAGCGUGGGUGGAAUCCUCAUCAUUGGCAUCGUCCUCCUGCUCCUGUGGAAGUCUUACAUCACCUGGAAGGACAAAAAAGAUUUUGCAAGGUUUGAGAAGGAACGCCAUAACGCCAAAUGGAACGAUGGUGUCAAUCCCAUCUACAAGAGUGCCACUACGACAGUGGUCAAUCCCAGGUUUGCCAAGAACUGAUGGAGGGGUGCUGCGUGCAUCUGUGCCACAGUCAACUUUGUUCCACCAUGUGCAGAAUUGUUCCUCAGCAUCUUAUUGCACGGAACUCGUCUUUUUUGUAACGCAAUCUUCAAAAAAAUGUUCUGUGAACUGUGAUACAUUUUUAUAUUUGCUUGUAAUUGAUUUAAGGAUAUGUUUCAUUGCUUCCGAAAAAACUUUGCUUUUCAAUACAGUGUUAUGUUUUAGCUUGAUUAAUUGAUUGUAAUCGAUUUGCUGAGACUGUAAGAAUUAAUAACAAUAAUAUUAACCAGGUAAGACACUCAAGAGAAUGUAUAUAUGCCACCAAUGCUGUCAUUAACUUUAAGCGAUCAACAUACAUUUUGGAGAAACAGUGGGACUCUAGAAAUCUGCACUGCAUAAAUUAUGCGAAUCCUUUAAUUCGCAGUGCCCCCUAUAUUAUAUGAAUGUUCAUAGGCUUUUUUUAGUUUUUAGCUGAAUGGCUUCCUACCUCAGAACCCUGUCCAAAAGGAAGUAUAUCACCAGUCAAUCAAAAAUGUUGUAGGAAGUGGGGGAGAAUUUCAAUUUAGGAAUAUGAUCUGGACCUUUUACUAUAUCUGGGAAUGUCCUACUCAGAAGUAUUUCUGUGAAGACUUGACCAUCUCAUGAUAAUAAUUAUAAUAACAAUGAAAAAUAAUUUUAAAAAAAUAACAAUAAAAAUGCUACUCCCUAUUACGAACUCGUCCAUGAACAAAAGUUGUAAGAGAAAUCUGAACAACGCAAGUGCACUCAAGGAGUUUUGUGUUGGCUCUUCACGGAAAUAAAUUCAUUUUGAAGUUGUGAUAAGGAAGCAUGCAGGGAUACGUAAAGCAGUUCUGAGAACUUGUGGUAAUUGCGGAACAACGUUCUUCUCUCUAUGAAACGUUUUAUAAUAGAUUACUGUGCCACUUUACCCGGUGCUCUUAUGCAAAUGUAGAAAUCAUGGAGAAUGUUUUGAUAUGUAAUGCACAUGAAUAUAGCAUGGAUGUAUUUUGGCGAAAGCCCGGACCAUUUUUACAUUUGUAUUUUCAUUGCUUGACUUGAAUUUUAACAUUUGCUAUGUGCGAAUACAGUACAUAUUUUGAUGUAUGUUACACAUGUUAGUAUUCAGAUGUAUUGCUUUUAAUGUUUCUACUUUUGCAUUGGAUAAUUUGCUGAAAUAAAGUUGUA
This is a messenger RNA of Lethenteron reissneri (Far Eastern brook lamprey), 3708 nucleotides long. Its product is annotated as integrin beta-1-like. Gene Ontology annotation, biological process: cell-cell adhesion; integrin-mediated signaling pathway; leukocyte migration. Gene Ontology annotation, molecular function: integrin binding. The record is from RefSeq and is a predicted model, not a curated record. NCBI's taxonomy places the organism in Eukaryota, Metazoa, Chordata, Hyperoartia, Petromyzontiformes, Petromyzontidae. Gene Ontology annotation, cellular component: focal adhesion; cell surface; integrin complex.